Messenger RNA from Racocetra fulgida, 576 nucleotides. The record is from the annotation of a GenBank genome assembly. Lineage: Eukaryota; Fungi; Glomeromycota; Glomeromycetes; Diversisporales; Gigasporaceae.
AUGGGUCCUUUUGCUUAUUCUCCAAAUCAUCUUUGGAAAGUAAUAAAUCAAAGAGAUUUUGGAUUAUUAAAAUCCAUAGGUGGUCUCAUUGCUAUUAUAGAGGGUUUACGCACUGAUUGUACUAAUGGUUUGAACGCAAAUGAGGAAUCUAAACCUUUAGCACCAAAGUUCAGAGAUGAAUUUCCAAAUGUGUCUGGUUAUGAAAAUAUUCUAGAUGAAUAUCCGGACAGUGAAAUUAAUUUCAUGGACAAUAUUCCGUUCUCUGAUAGAAUAAGAGCUUUUGGUAAAAAUGUUUUGCCUGAGGAUAAAACUAAAUCAUUUCUUGAUUUUAUAUAUGAAAACGUUACCAUUAAAAUUCAAUGGAUUAAAGGUAUUGCGAUCAUUAUUGCAAUUUUAAUUGUAGUAUUGGUUGGAAGUUUGAGUGAUUGGCACCAGGAAAAACAAUUUAGAAGAUUGAACGCAAAGAAAGAAGAUCGUAAAGUUAAAAUUAUUAGAGAUGUUGGUGAUAUAGUUCAAUUAGAACUUGCUGACGGAAUUUUGAUUUCUGGUUAUAAUAUUCAUUGUGACCAAAUCUGA